AUGUAUUCAGAGUGUCGAAGAGAAUGCGAAACGGAUUCACAAUGUGAAGAUGUGCUGAAGUGUUGUGAGUAUGGCAAUUGUCAAAGAAUUUGCAUUGCGCCGCAAAAGACAACAAGUUCAACUAACUCAUAUUAUUCGUUUUAUUAUUCGUGUGUCAUUUUUGUAUUCAAAAUGAUGGGGCCGGNGGGUACUUAUGUUCGGAUACAUUUCUUGAAAGGAUUAUUUUCGCCUGUGCAGUGUGAUGAUAAGGAACUUUGUUGGUGUGUCGAUACAGUAACCGGUACCGAAAUUUAUGCCACCAAAGCAAAAAUACCCACUUCGAUAAGCGAUAUUUGCUCUAGUUCAAUAUUUCAUAAGAAAUGCGGGCAUAUUUUUAAUCUCUGUAAAAUUUCAGACAAAAAGGCAUGUGCAGUAGCGUGUGAUGACAGCAGUGGCGUUUGUCCAUUCGGACUGGACACAGAUGCAGAAGGAUGCAGCCCAAGCGCAACAUGUCGUUGUCGAAAUCCGUGCGAUUUCGUGCAGUGUUCCGAAGGAAAAGUCUGCCUUCUGAGGCCAAAAGAGUGCAACGAUCAUUUGUGUAUCCCCGUUCCAACGUGUGAACCGAAUCCGUGUGACCACAAUCAGAAACCAGCCGUUGAGCCAGGAACAUUUACACAAUUCACUUGCGUUCAAAAUGGAACGCAAAUUUGCCCAACUGGAUUCUAUUGCACAGCAUAUGACGAAUCAAGCAGAGGUAUCUGCUGUCCAGGAAAGGACGAUGGUGAGUCAUUUAUAAGCAAUUCACUUUUUGCUAACUGGUUCGAUGAAGUAGGAGAAUUAAAACAACAAUGCGGUGAGUUAUUCACCGUCGAUUAUUCCUUCCUGAUAUUUUAUUGUUUUCUUUCAGAAUCAGUUCAAUCAGUCAACAACUCAGAGAGUGACUCUUGUGCACAUGGCAGUCCAUACUCAGACUCGGCCAAUGGUUUACUGCUACGAUGCUCACCGGAUUCCAGCAAUUGUCCUUCCACGCAUUUCUGUUCUAUACGCGCUACACAAACAUCUGGCGUGUGUUGCGUUAAGAAAGGUUGGUUUAAUGUCAUGGAAUAA
Messenger RNA from Anisakis simplex (herring worm), 1086 nucleotides. The record is from the annotation of a GenBank genome assembly. Lineage: Eukaryota; Metazoa; Nematoda; Chromadorea; Rhabditida; Anisakidae.